Messenger RNA from Pan troglodytes (chimpanzee), 1467 nucleotides. Its product is annotated as CTD nuclear envelope phosphatase 1-like. The record is from RefSeq and is a predicted model, not a curated record. NCBI's taxonomy places the organism in Eukaryota, Metazoa, Chordata, Mammalia, Primates, Hominidae. Gene Ontology annotation, molecular function: phosphatase activity.
CCUCCGGGGCCGGCGGUGCCGGGGUCAUCCGGAUGGUGCGGACGCAGUGUCUGCUGGGGCUGCGCACGUUCGUGGCCUUCGCUGCCAAGCUCUGGAGCUUCUUCAUUUACCUUUUGCGGGGGCAGAUCCACACGGUAAUUCAGUACCAAACUGUUCGAUAUGAUAUCCUCCCCUUAUCUCCUGUGUCCCGGAAUCGGCUAGCCCAGGUGAAGAGGAAGAUCCUGGUGCUGGAUCUGGAUGAGACACUUAUUCACUCCCACCAUGAUGGGGUCCUGAGGCCAGUCCGGCCUGGUACGCCUCCUGACUUAAUCCUCAAGGUGGUAAUAGACAAACAUCCUGUCCGGUUUUUUGUACGUAAGAGGCCCCAUGUGGAUUUCUUCCUGGAAGUGGUGAGCCAGUGGUACGAGCUGGUGGUGUUUACAGAAAGCAUGGAGAUCUAUGGCUCUGCUGUGGCAGGUAAACUGGACAAUAGCAGAAGCAUCCUUAAGAGGAGAUAUUACAGACAGCACUGCACUUUGGAGUUGAGCAGCUACAUCAAGGACCUCUCUGUGGUCCACAGUGACCUCUCCAGCAUUGUGAUCCUGGAUAACUCCCCAGGGGCUUACAGGAGCCAUCCAGACAAUGCCAUCCCCAUCAAAUCCUGGUUCAGUGACCCCAGCGACACAGCCCUUCUCAACCUGCUCCCGAUGCUGGAUGCCCUCAGGUUCACCGCUGACGUUCGUUCCGUGCUGAGCCGAAGCCUUCACCAACAUCGGCUCUGGUGACAGCUACUCCCCCUCCACUUGGGUUGGGGUGGGGGGGGCGGAGGGGAAAGGGAUGGCGAGCCCUUGGGAUGCCAUCUGAUGCCCUGUCCAAUGUGAGGACUGCCUGGGCAGGGUCUGCCCCUCCCACCCCUCUCUGCCCUGGGAACCCUACACUCCACUUGGAGUCUGGAUGGACACAUGGGCUGGGGGCUCUGAAGCAGCCUCACUCUUAACUUCAUGUUCACAUUCCAUGGAAACCCCAGACUGGGACACAGGUGGAAGCCUAGGGGAGCCGAAUCAGUGUUUGUGAAGAGGCAGGACUGGCCAGAGUGACAGACGUACGGUGAUCCAGGAGGCUCAAAGAGAAGCCAAGUCAGCUUUGUUGUGAUUCGAUUGUUUUUUAAAACUCUUGUACAAAACUGAUCUAAUUCUUCACUCCUGCUCCAAGGGCUGGGCUGUGGGUGGGAUACUGGGAUUUUGGGCCACUGGAUUUUUCCCUAAAUUUUUCCCCUCUUUACUCUCCUUCUAUUUUUCUCUCCUUAGACUCCCUCAGACCUGUAACCAGCUUUGUGUCUUUUUUCCUUUCCUCUCUUUUAAACCACACAUUAUAACUUUGAAAAAAAAAAUUAGAAAAAGGACAGCAAACUAAAUGCAAAGCAAGAAGAAGCAAGGAAAUAAUAAAGAUUAUAACAGAAAUGAAUGAAGUAAAGAAUAGAAAAAUAGA